UGGCGGGAAAAAUAGUGUUUGUUUGGGUUGCUAACGAAGCAGACGAUUUGGUUAUUCCGUUGCUAUAAAAAGAAUGAAAAAACGGUGAUUUUUGUCGCAACAAGCUGCUGGAAAUACUUUAUUAUAGAUAUUUAUUUUUAACUCAUAAGUGCGCGAUGCCUCCCUUCGUUAUUUAGAAACAGGAAGCGAUGUAAGUCGUUAGAUAGCAAUUUUGCGUACUAUGCUAUGAUGCACCAACUAUUCCAUUUUUCACGUGUUUGGCGUUUAUACGAGCUCAUCUCCAAGGAUUGUGCAGUUAACACGUAAAGAUGUUUCAAACCGAGUUUUGCGGUCCCGAUUAUAAAUUCAUCGUAUCGUGGGACACGGAGAACGGUCAGAAUUACACUUUCAAGAACGACGUAUUCAGUGAUCAGGAUGUAUUCUAUAAGCUGAACGAACUGUACGGAAAUAUCUCCAAGUACUCUACAGAAUUCGUAGAAUGUGUAAAAAGCGUUCACGGAUCUGCGAACUUGGACCAGUUGCAAAAUUCCAACGUCAGAUUUAAAAUCGAAGAUGUGCAGAAUAAACCAUCGUCGGAGGAUACUUCAUCGCUUUGUCAACGUAUUGAACAAUUGUUACUCGAGAAAGAGCAGUUGAUCGCUGAGCAUGAAACACAAAUCUCCAAGCUACAGAAUGACUGCGAACAAAGACUCAAAGACUUAGUAGACCACCAAGAUGAAGAACUGAGCUCGGUUAAACAAAAAUUAGAGAAGAAGUACAACUCGGAGAUGUCCGAAUUGCGACAGUAUUUCGAGAACAAAUGUACUGAAAGCAUUCGACAUUUUACCGAAGAAAGUUACCAGUGUAGUAGAGAUUCGGAUAGUGAUUCGUAUUCGGAAAUCGAACCCGAUGAUGAGAACUACGAAGCGAUCAGUUCUACCAAAUUCACAGACUCGAAUCUCGACAACUCGACCAAAGAUUUACAAAAACUGCUCGAUAAAGAAUUGAAAAAUAUCCGAAAAGCGUAUCAAUGCGAAGUGGACAAACUAAAGGAACGUUUGAAAAAGAAGAAAGAUGAAGAAAUCCGCGAAAUGAAACGAUCAGUGGAGGCCAAAUUCAUUGGUAAAUUCGAAUCUCUGCAACAUCAAUUGAAUAAUUUGCUGAAUGAGAAAAAUCUCGAAGAUUCCGUCCGUUCGAUUUAUUCUCAAGUUAAACAAGAUUACGUAGACGAGCUCGACAAACUUCAAGAUGUGUCCGAUUCCGAAUUUGUUUCGAAUAUUGAAAACGAUUUAAUCCUGAAACACAACGAAGAGCUGAGUAAACGGGAUCAGGAAUGGAGAGAUCAAAUCGAAUCGUCUCUCACUGAUUUGGCUGUCGAUUCAGCGCUAAGAUCUGUAAUCAAAGAAAACCAGUAUAAAUCGCAAUCCUGCAAUUGUUCGCCUUCGAAAAAAUACAAAAACAAAGAAAUCAAAUUUUUCAAACAAAAGUAUAAAAAAGAAAUGGACGAAAUGAAACAACGCUUCGAAUCAGAGCUAGAAUCGGUUACAUCGACGUUGAAUUCAGAACUUCAAAAAGCCAAUCUCGAAAACAACGCUUUGAUUUGUCAAAACAAAGAAUUACUCCAAAUCAACGAAAAACACAUCGCAGAAAUCAGCUCGCUUAAGAAGCAGCUCGCCGAAAACGUGUACCUGUUGCAGAAUCAGAAUCUUCAAGAAAGCGAUAUCAUCGAUAAGAUUAAAGAAGAGUUAUCUAGAAUGAAGAAUCGCUACGAGACCGAAGUCAAUAGCUUCCGUGACGAUAAAUACGUUCUUGAAAAAACCGUCGACGAGUUGCAAGAGAAAUUACGUGAUAUUGAAAACACUCGACAGAAUAUCAUUUCAUCUUUGUAUUCUGAAAUUAAGGAGUUGACGUCUAAGGGAGGAAACGAAGAGGUGAUUUGGCCCGAAGAAUUGAUCAUGUUCCGUGAACUUUUCCACCGCUGCGAAUCUCACAAUACGACGUUCGAUGAUGGACGGAAUAACGAAGCGUUGAAUGAGAAAACCGUUCCAGACACCACAGACCGCGAAAGUAUCUCAACUGACGACCUGGAAGAAAUCUUAUUACAAAGGGAAACCCUUCGAAAAGUGAUCCUAACGUUGUACAGCGCUUGCGAAGGAUUCCGUAAAUACAUCACAACCCUAGACGACGACCGGAACGCUACCCUUACCGGUGAAUUGAACAAACUGGGCCUGGCUCCUCCCUUGUUACCAAUAAAUCUCACCUUGGAUGACGUCCUGAGCAGUUUGAACGAUACUGAGAAGGAAACCUUGAACAGAAUACAGCGAGCUUCGAACACGCUGGAAAUAACCGGUCUUUUGGGAGACGAAACUGUGACAAAUCUUACUCUGGAUUGUAACAAAACCUUCAACCAAUCUGAGUUGAGUAAUUGGUUUGAAAAACUGAAAAACGACGCCGCUGCCAUAUUAUGUUUAACAUCGGGCAAAAAUAUCGAUCUCGAUGAUAAGAUUAAAACGGAAAUUGGAACCCAGACGGACGAGGCCAGCGUUCAACGCAAAAUUGAGCUUUUGGAAAAUGAAAUGACGGUAUUACAAGAGAAAUAUGCCGAAGCGUUGGACGAUAUCGAAAAACAAACCCGGGAAGUAGCUCGGUUGAAUAAAAAAAUCAGCUGUAUGGAAUCUUUAGAAGGUUACGGAGAAGAUGAAGGUCCAAUCUCCGGAAACAAAUCAUUCGAUACGUCCAAUCGAGUCGAAGAAUUUUGCUCAGAAUGUGAUAAGCUACGCGAAGAAGCCAAACGAGACAAACACGACUUGCAAUCUCAAAUCGAAGCAGCCAGCAAGAAACUGAAAAGCUUAGAGCUAUUCCUGGAACGAGAAACAGCCGAAAGAGAACUCGAACGCGAAGAAUCCGAUAAAAAAGUUCGCGAUUUACACGAUCAACUGAGAGAAAAAGAACGCGAAUUAUCAACGUUGCAAACCUACUCGAAUGAAUUAAACAUGUUGGAGAAACAACUUGGCAAACUUGUCGAAGACUACGAACAGACCAAAGAACGUGAAAAAGAAUUAGAAGAGAAUUUAAACAAAGCUGAGGUUAAAAUCUCGGAAUUCAGAGAAAGCAACGCAGACCUGGAACUGAAACUAGCCCAGAAAUCUGUACUAGCUGAGAAUGCUUCGGUUGAAUUGAACGAAGUCAAGGAGCAAUUAGCUCAAAUCCAACAGGAUUACCAAAGCGUGCGUCUGGAAUUGGAUUCGUUGCAAGAUAACGGCUCCAAGCAGUUGGACUAUUUGCAAGAACAACACGAAAUUAGUUCAGCUAUGAUCAGGCAGAUGAAAAACCAGCUUAUGGAGGUUGAGAAAAUGGUCAUGUGUAGGACCAGGGAGCUGGAGAAUAAUUAUGUGACUGUUAGUUCGAGUACCGUAGCUAGCUCACCUUCGGAGGAUGUAUCGGUUUGCGAUCGUAUUGCUGAUAGAUUGAAUCAGGUGUCACCCAGUGGAUCAGAUAUGCCUGUUGAUUUACUAGUCUGCUUCAACGAAAAGCUAAAGAAACUGUUCAGAGCCGAAGAUGCCGCCCUGAAGAGAAUACAAGAUCACGAAAUGCAGAUCAAUAAAUUAUCGGUGGUUAUCACUGACCUGCAAUUAGAACGAGACACUCUGCAAGAAACGUUGAACGAAACCACCGCUAAACUAUCAGAGGCCAGAAUCGAACUAAACAAUUGGCAACAUCGUUCGAACUCAGCCGAAUCAGAAAUCGUAAUCAAACUCACCGCUACCAUAGAAUCAUUGCAGUGCGAAGUGGACAAAUAUCAGAAACAAAUCUCCUCCAAAGAUACUCAGCUCAACGAUUUAUCCAAAAAAAUCGAGCAUUUGAACAAAUACAUCAAGUCAGCCGAAACCGAAUUCGCAGAAAAAAUACAAAAAUUCCAAACAAUCAACGAAAGGCUACAAAAAGAAGUACACGAAUCGAACGAAGAAAUUUACAAGUUGAACGAAUUAAUCGAAGACCAUCAGAAAGAGCCGCACGAAGACUUGGGCCUGUCCACCAUCGUUGAGCAAUUAUUGCAAGAAAAAAACGAACAAAUCAAUCAACUGCAAGAUAAACUAGAGGUUUUCAAGUCGUUGGCUGAAAUUGGCAAUAAGAGUCAUUCGACCGAGAUCGAUAGUAAAAGUAGCUCUUCGAAACGAGUCAAUUUUACUGAAACGUUGGAAUCGUACGCGGAUAUGUCGGAUCAUACGAGACACGCUGUCGUAUCCGAUGUCUCAUUGUCGCCGAGAUGUAUUUCCAUAUCUUCGUCCAUUAUUAAAAAGCCUUUACUCGGCUCCAGCGCCAGUAACGAGUCUUCGAUUAGCUUAGAACCAAUUAAAGAGAUAGACGAAAUAUUAGUCAGACCAGAUUCAACUUUACGUAAGGAGGUGACUUUCAAAGACGACCUAUUCAGCGCCGACUUGAACGAUAAAAGUUGGACUCUGAAUCAAUCCACUCAUCUGCACAGCGAUGAAGAAUAUACGAGAUUAGAGCAGCAAGUGGCUGAUCUCUCCAAAGAGCUAGAAUCCAAGAAAACCAUCGUAAAUGAUCUAAAACGACAGCUGACUGAAAUAGAAUCGCUCAAAGACGCCGUCAAACAACUUCAAGCUGAAAAACCAUCGAACGAACACUACCUUAAACAAAAAGAUCGUCGUAUAACCGAAUUAACCACUUUAUUGGACUCUGAAAAGAACAAAAUCAAGGAAAUGAAUGAAAAUUACGAAAAGUGGUUCAAGGCUGUGGUCGAUGAAAGAGUCCAGGCUCAAAUUAAAUGCGAAGAAUUCGCCAGACAGAUAGAAAACCUCACCAGGGAACUGGACGAAGAAAGAUCGAAGACUGAAAAAUUAUCCAGGGUGAUUGAAAAACUAACUGAGAGGCAGAUUCAAGAUACCAGCGAGGCAUCAGAAGUGGUGAAAAACGACGAAGAAGUGGGUGUGUUAAGGGGUAGAAUAACACAACUCGAAGAUGCCAUUGAGAAAGCUCAAACUCACGUGAGAGAUUUGCAAAGACGAAAUGAAUAUCUACAGAAAUUCCAAGACGAUGAAAUCGGUCAAGUGACCAAUGCCCUCGGAACCGGCGGUAUUAGUUCGGAAAAUGGCUCUUUAAGCAGUCUAACGCAGCAAGUCCAAAACGAAGUCGAUUUGGCAGCCAUGCUGGACGAAAACAUGAUGCAGAAUUUGGAACUGGGCAUCGUAACCAGCAAAUCGUUCCUCGAAGAGUUACGAAAAUCGUCUCCAAUCAACGACACCGAUCUACACGAUAUCUUGAUCAAAGUAUUGAAAGAAGGAUUCGAGGUUUUGAACGAAGACGAAAAGUCCGUCUUGAGAAACGAAUGGUACGCUUUCGACGACGUCAUCCGCAACCGAUUCGACGCACUGAAUAAAUCAGUCGAAGGUUUAACCGUCUUGUUGGAUACCGAAAGAAGAUUAAACAAAGACGUUUCCGAAAAGAACUACGACCUGCAAUUACAAAUGAAUCGCCUGGUUACCGCUCACGGAUACGCCGAGGACCGUAUAACGUUCCUAGCGGGUAAAAUGAACGAGUACAGAGAUAAAUCAGUGAAAAUGGAGAUCGAAUAUACGACUGAGAAAACCACUCGUAGACAGGUCGAAUUGGCCUUUGAUCAGUACAAGAAACAGGCUGCUGAAAAGAAAGCCACCGAUCAUAAAAAAUCAGAAGAGAUCAUGGAACAGUUGAAUAACACGUACGGAGAGAAUUUGAAACUGAAGCAGGAAUGCGCAGUUCUGAGGAAUAAAAUCGAUUCUUUGAUCGCCGAAUUGAAUUCCGUUAAAGCCAUCACUCAAUAUCACUCGGAUUCCGAAAGCGAACUUUCUCGAUCAUUGAAUCCAUUAAAAGAAAGAAUCGCCGACAUGGAAGAAAAAUACAAUAAAAUGAAAUACGAUUACGAAAAGAAAAAAAUCGAGUUGAGAACGAUUCGUUGUAAUUUGAACCAAGAACGCACCAAUCGUAAGAAUCUGGAAUCUAUCGUCAAAGAGUUAUCGUCUGAAAAGCAUAAAGUCGAGAAACAGCUGAUUGAUAUUAAAAGUAAACUGGAAGAGGUGACGUGGUUGAAGAAAAAAAUAGAAGAUAAAUUAAACGCUGCUGAAACCGCCGAAGUAGCUCGACGUAUCAUAAUUAGUUCUCAAGGCGACGCACAUCGUAAAGAAUUACAGUCUUCGGUCGAAUUGCAGCGUAAGCUUCAGAAAGAAUGUCAAGAGUUCCAGAAAAAUUUUACCAAACUUAUAGAAGAACUCAAUACGUCGCAAGACAACUGCAAACAGAUUGUGUUCGAAGCUCAGAGAAUAUUUUUACGCAUGUUGAAAGCUGAGCACAGCCAACGAUCGUUAAUCUAUCAGAAGAAUUACUUAGUGGUGACCCUUCACGUGUACAAGAAUAGAUGUGAAGAAAUUGCUCGCAGUGCUCGCAGUAUUGUCACCGGAGCUCGAACUUAUUCCAGUCACAUCACACACAAGAUCUCAAUUAAACAGAAGUUCAGAUCGUAUGUAUUAUGCGUGAUAUCGAUUCAACGAAUGAAAUUCCUAAAUAGACGAAGAAUCCAUAGUAAUUGGUUCAAAAUGAAGAACUACUUCAUCUCUCAUGUUCCUGAAAUAGCAGCUCGAAAUGACGAAUGUUUCAGUAUCGAAGCUGUUGGAAGACUGUAGUACGUGUACCUGUGCCUUACCCAGUGCCUUUACCUCGUAUUUUUAGUAUUUAAUAAUUUAUUUUCUUUCUCUUUAAAUUAAUUAAUGAAGUGCCUUUAUCGAAUUCUCUCAAGAGCUCUCUUUUUCUUCGUUUUCCCUAAUCGUUAUUUUUUUUUUUUUUUAGAUGUAACUCGUUUUUUGUAAGGAACUAAAUACCAGGUAUGGAAAUACGCCAUCUUUGGUUAUAGAAAAAAAUUUUCAAGUUCCCAAUUUAUUAAUAAUACCGCCAAUUUACGUUACUUUUUCACCUCAUAUUCAUUUUAAUAUGCAAAAUAGACAUUUUCCCACCAUUUUUUUGAUUCCAUUUCAUUAUAUGACUGAAAUUAAAAAAUCACAUCGCUGUCAAAACUACGAAAUCUAUAACCGAAAAUGGCGUAUUUCCAUACCUGGUAUUUAGUUCCUUAGUUUUUUGUAGGGUAUAAUUUUUUCAAUUUUUUUCUUUUUUUUAUUUGGUAAAAAUACUUACUUU
This is a messenger RNA of Planococcus citri (citrus mealybug), 7167 nucleotides long. Its product is annotated as putative leucine-rich repeat-containing protein DDB_G0290503. The transcript is spliced from 26 exons. The coding region runs from base 309 to 6659 and encodes 2116 amino acids. Lineage: Eukaryota; Metazoa; Arthropoda; Insecta; Hemiptera; Pseudococcidae. The record is from RefSeq and is a predicted model, not a curated record.